AUGACUUCCUGGUUCCCCGACCCAAGACGAAUCGUCACCGGCCACAACUCAGAGGGCAAGGCCGUUGUUGUUGCCGACGGCACUAUCCCAUGCCAGCCGACACCGAUAGGGGCCAACUUUGCCGUGUUAUUCGAAACUCACGAGUUCCCCGUGUCCAACGAUGGAUGGGAGGACCCAACCAAGGUCCGGACCACGGAUUUGGCAAAUAAGCAGGGAAUCGUCCUGCGAGUCGUAGACAUUCCGCCGAAUGUGGACAAGGCAGGGAUGUUGUUCCAUCGAACCGAAUCGCUGGAUUUCGGCAUUCUGUUUAGUGGAGAAGUUAUUUGUCACCUUGAGGAUGGUGUCGAAAUCCAUAUGAAGCCGGGUGAUGUCUGCGUCCAGCGCGGCACAAUCCACGGCUGGACGAACAGUACAGACAAGCCGGCACGUCUUUACUUUAUCUUAUCCGCUGCCAAACCGGUCAAUGUCAACGGGCAAUCAUUGACAGCGGCUGGUUACUCCAAGCAUGAAGUCGAGUCCGGAGGCGAAAUUAAAAAAUAG
This is a messenger RNA of Trichoderma aggressivum f. europaeum, 540 nucleotides long. RefSeq lists its product as uncharacterized. The record is from RefSeq and is a predicted model, not a curated record. The transcript is spliced from 4 exons. The coding region runs from base 1 to 540 and encodes 179 amino acids. Lineage: Eukaryota; Fungi; Ascomycota; Sordariomycetes; Hypocreales; Hypocreaceae.